AUGACUCUUGCUCUGACUGCCAAGCAUAAACUCUAUUUUGUUGAUGGCUCCGUUCUUCGACCACCUGCUUCCGAUCUUCUUUUUUCAUCUUGGCUUCGUUGUAAUUCCAUGGUCAUCUCAUGGAUCUUGAAUUCUGUUUCCAAGGAGAUCGCAGAUAGUCUUCUCUAUUUUUCCACUGCCUACGAAGUUUGGACUGAUCUGCAAACUCGCUUUUCUGAGGCUAAUGGACCACGAAUUUUCCAGCUGAAGCAACAAAUCUCGUCUCUCUGUCAGGGCUCUUUGGAUGUCAAUGGCUACUACACCAAGCUUAAAUCUCUGUGGGAUGAACUUCAAGACUAUGUUCCUCUUCCUUCCUGUACCUGUGGUGCUCUUCGCACGAUCCAAACACAACGCGAACAGGAUCGUGUUUUGCAAUUCUUGAUUGGACUCAAUGAUUCGUUUUCAUCGGCCUGUGCUCAACUUUUGUUGGUGGAACCUCUUCCAUCUCUUGCUAAGGUUUUUUCCUUGAUUCUACAAGAAGAGAGACAACGUCAAAUUUCUGUUUCUCUCCCUGCUUCUGCUGUUCCAGAAACACCUCCAUUUCAUCCCCUUCCUUCUGAUUCUUCUUUCCCAUCCAUGGUUGCCACCACCCAACGUCGUUCACGCCCUGUUUGUACCUAUUGUAAUAUUCCGGGUCAUACCCGUGAAAAAUGUUUUAAACUCCAUGGAUACCCGCCCGGUUAUAAACCUAAACCCAUCAGGCCCAAUUUUUCCCCCAACACACCUCAGGCCUACUCUUUCCAAUCUGUGUCUCACCCUUCCCCUAAUUUCCCUAAACCUACCUUUGCUGCUGCCUCUUCCACCACCGAUUCUCCCCUGGCUUUUACACCCACACAAUACAAUCAAUUGUUGACGCUCAUUCAACAGAGUUCUGCGGCUGGUUCUUCUUCUUCAGCUCCGUCAGUUACCACAACUACUCCUUCAAUUGCUAGCUUCAGUGGUAUGUCUCCUCGUUCUCUUCCCCGCUCUUGUUGGGUUCUUGAUACCGGUGCUACGCACCAUGUUUGCAUUUCCUCUGAUCUCUUCGUUUCUUCCGUUCCUUCUGAUUCUAUGGUUGUUUUUCCUAAUGACUCUUCUGAUUUUGUCUCCACUGUUGGUUCAGUGUGUAUUUCUGAAUCUUUUCUUUUAUUAAAUGUUUUAUGUGUUCCAUCGUUUAUGUUCAAUCUUCUUUCCAUUAGUGCCUUGACCCGUGACUCUCCUUUUUUUGCUAACUUUUCUUCUUCCCAUUGUCUUCUUCAGGACCGUGCUUCAGCAACGACGAUUGGGAUUGCUAGAAGAUACGGGGAUCUUUAUGUGCUUGAUAGUCAGAAUCUUUUUUCCCAUGUCAAUGUUCCCCCACCCCGUUGUUUUUCUUUUCAUAUUCGUUAUCCAGUCCUCUAG
This is a messenger RNA of Gastrolobium bilobum, 1419 nucleotides long. RefSeq lists its product as uncharacterized. The coding region runs from base 1 to 1419 and encodes 472 amino acids. Lineage: Eukaryota; Viridiplantae; Streptophyta; Magnoliopsida; Fabales; Fabaceae. The record is from RefSeq and is a predicted model, not a curated record. The transcript has a single exon.